AUGUGUUUUUCCCUCGACGAGUCUCCUUUGCAGUUUGGUGGGUUGAUUGAAAAGUUAAGGCCUUUUGAUCCUGGUGACACAAAGGGAUCAGCAAAAGGUGGGGAUGCAAAUUCAAAGAAAGAUGGUCAAUCAAGCCAAAAUGGUCAGCUUUACCCUGAUGAGCAGAUCCUCAAGUUCAAGAUCGAGCUUCUGAACAAGACCAACAAAAGUCUCCACCACACAGAAGACGCUCCCCAAGAUAUAAUAAUAUAUGGAGGAAGGUCUGCACCGCUCGUGACGUUCCUUUUGAACCCUAAUGUUGUCCAGGAGCUAAGAGGUGAUAAGCAAUUCAAUCUCCAGAUGCUGAAAGAAAGUUACCAGGUUGUGAUUUUAUGGGUCCAGACCAGAUUGAAUGUGGGAAUUACUCAGCAUAAACUUGUGCCUGAAGAAACUGUGAUGGUUAUUGACUCCCGCUGUGGUGAAAAAUUUUCAGUUUACAAGGGUUCUGGUAACGAUUCUAUUACCCAGCAGUUUGAUGCUUGUGCUAGCUGGUGGACACAGGGGCCAGAUCCUGCUUUCCAGGCUGAGCUAGCUAGAGAAAUGGCUUACACUGCUGCUAGGUUCGGGCAUGUUAUGUUCCCUGAGAAUGUAUAUGAACCUGCCUUGAAAUGUGAUGAGCUCUUGAUAGAUGGAGUGGGAAAAGGCUGGGCUUCUCGAGUGUACUUCUCAGAUAAUGGAUCCACAGCUAUCGAAAUUGCCCUGAAGAUGGCGUUUCGUAAGUUUUGUGUUGAUCAUGAGACCCUAUUGGAAUUUUCUGAGGGUAGAGAUGAGAAGAAACAUAUUGUGGUUAAGGUCCUAGCUCUUAGGGGGUCUUACCAUGGGGAUACUUUAGGAGCAAUGGAAGCACAAGCACCAUCACCUUACACAGGCUUCCUCCAGCAGCCGUGGUAUACUGGAAAAGGUCUGUUUCUGGAUCCUCCUACUGAUAUCCUCUUCAAUGGAGCUUGGAAUCUCUCUCUCCCUGAAUUUUUUGCUGAAAUAUCCCCAGAAGAAUAUGGAACCUUCAGCACUCGUGAUGAGAUUUUCGACAAGAGUAGAGACACAUCAACUCUUGCAACAACCUAUUUGGCCUAUGUAUCAAAACAGCUACAAGAGUAUUCUGGAAAUACACAAUCCGCCCAUGUUGGAGCACUGAUAAUAGAACCAGUGAUCCAUGGUGCUGGGGGAAUGCACAUGGUUGAUCCUCUCUUCCAACGAGUUCUGGUCAACGAGUGCAGGAACAGAAAAAUUCCAGUAAUUUUCGAUGAAGUGUUCACAGGUUUCUGGCAUCUUGGAGUAGAGACUCCUGCCGAACUUCUCGGCUGCAAACCGGACAUAGCUUGCUACGCCAAACUGAUGACUGGUGGAAUGAUUCCUUUGGCUGUAACUCUUGCCACAGAUGCUUUGUUUGAUUCAUUUUCUAGAGAUCCAAAGCUUCAAGCACUGCUUCAUGGUCACUCAUACUCAGCUCAUGCUAUGGGAUGCGCAACAGCCGCCAAAGCCAUCGAAUGGUUCAAAGAUCCAGACACUAACCAUAACAUCAUCCCACAAGGAGGAAUCUUAAGAGAGCUGUGGGAUGAAGAACUGGUGCAGCAAAUAUCAUGUCACAGUGCGGUUCAAAGGGUGGUUGUAAUAGGAACCAUUUUCGCUCUAGAACUUAAAGUAGAUGCUUUCAACUCCAGGUAUGCUUCGUUGUACGCAAAGUCUCUUUUACAGAUGCUCAGGGAAGAUGGAUUCUUCAUGCGGCCUCUAGGAAACGUUGUGUACCUCAUGUGUGGCCCUUGCACGUCUCCUGAAAUUUACCGGGAAUUGCUGUCUAAGCUCUACAUAAGGUUUGGAGAAUUUAAUAGGGCAUAGUACUCCACAUUGUUUUCAAUAUUGUAUUUAAUUAGAAAACAGUUUAUCCAUAAUUGUGUUCCAAUAUACAGAAGUCCAACGCCACAUAAGACUUAUUUACUAUAAUGUUAUCAAAAUUAUAUUAGAACAAAUUUACAAAAACAACAUAUAUACAUUCUAAGAA
Molecule: messenger RNA, 2038 nt
Organism: Brassica napus (rape)
Lineage: Eukaryota; Viridiplantae; Streptophyta; Magnoliopsida; Brassicales; Brassicaceae
Product: bifunctional dethiobiotin synthetase/7,8-diamino-pelargonic acid aminotransferase, mitochondrial-like
Exons: 16
Coding region: 1-1875 (624 amino acids)
Biological process (GO): biotin biosynthetic process
Cellular component (GO): mitochondrion
Molecular function (GO): dethiobiotin synthase activity; pyridoxal phosphate binding; S-adenosyl-L-methionine:8-amino-7-oxononanoate transaminase activity
Source: RefSeq, a predicted model, not a curated record